UAUAAAGAGGAUCAGAGGCUGACAGCAAAGACCUGGAGGUAAGAGUCCUUUGCCUAGCCCUGCUCCUCCAAGCUCCCAGAAGUCUCAGGUCAGAGGGCUCAGGCAGUCUCUGGAGCUCUUGUCUGCGGGGACCAUGGAGUGGCAGCAGCUGUGGCUGGCCUUCUUACUUCCCAUGACAGUCUCAGGCCGGGCUCUGAGGCCUACAGAGAAGGAGGCAGUCUUGGAUUACCUGUUGCAGUAUGGGUAUCUACAGAAACCUCUAGAAGGAGCUGAUGAUUUCAGGCUAGAAGAUAUCACAGAGGCUCUAAGAACUUUCCAGGAAGCAUCUGAACUGCCCGUUUCCGGUCAGAUGGACGAUGCCACAAGGGCACGUAUGAAGCAGCCCCGCUGUGGUCUGGAGGAUCCCUUCAACCAGAAGUCUCUUAAAUACCUGCUUCUGGGCCACUGGAGAAAGAAGCACUUGACAUUCCGCAUCUUGAACGUGCCCUCCACCCUCUCACUCCCCAGAGUACGAGCAGCCCUGCAUCAAGCCUUUAAGUAUUGGAGCAGUGUGGCCCCUCUGACCUUCCGGGAGGUGAAAGCUGGUUGGGCUGACAUCCGCCUCUCCUUCCAUGGCCGCCAAAGCCCAUACUGCUCCAAUACCUUUGAUGGACCUGGAAAGGUCCUGGCCCACGCUGACAUUCCAGAGCUUGGCAGUGUACACUUUGAUAAAGAUGAAUUCUGGACUGAGGGGACCUACCAAGGAGUGAACCUGCGUAUCAUUGCGGCCCAUGAAGUGGGCCAUGCCCUGGGACUUGGGCACUCCCGAUAUACCCAGGCACUCAUGGCUCCUGUCUAUGCUGGCUACCAGCCCUACUUCAAGCUGCAUCCAGAUGAUGUGGCAGGGAUCCAGGCUCUCUAUGGCAAGAGGAGCCAGGAGCCAGGAGAUGAGGAGGAAGAGACUGAGAUGAGCACUGGGUCACCAGUGACCACAAAUCCCGGUCCCAUGCCAACCCCCUGCAGCAGUGAUGUGGACGCUGUGAUGCUAGGGCCUCGUGGGAAGACCUAUGCUUUCAAGGGUGACUAUGUGUGGACUGUAACAGAUUCAGGGCCAGGCCCCUUGUUCCGAAUAUCUGCCCUUUGGGAGGGGCUUCCUGGAAACCUAGAUGCCGCUGUCUAUUCUCCCCGGACACGAUGGACUCAUUUCUUCAAGGGAAACAAGGUGUGGCGGUAUGUGGAUUUCAAGAUGUCUCCUGGCUUUCCCAUGAAACUCAACAGAGUAGAACCCAACCUGGAUGCAGCUCUCUAUUGGCCUGUUAAUCAAAAGGUGUUCCUUUUUAAGGGCACAGGAUACUGGCAAUGGGACGAACUGGCCAGAACUGACCUCAGCCGCUACCCCAAACCAAUCAAAGAACUGUUUACUGGAGUGCCAGGCCAACUCUCGGCAGCUAUGAGCUGGCAAGAUGGCCAAGUCUACUUCUUCAAGGGCAAAGAGUAUUGGCGCCUUAACCAGCAACUUCGAGUGGCAAAGGGCUAUCCCAGAAAUACUACACACUGGAUGCACUGUGGUUCUCAGACUCCAGACACUAACUCAUUAACCAGGGACAUUACUCCUUCAACCACAGACACAGUCCUGGGUAACACUCCUUCAACCAUGGGCUCAACCUUGGACAUUCCCUUAGCUACAGACUCUGCCUCUCUCUCAUUCUCUGCUAAUGUCACCCUGCUAGGGGCCUGAGAACUAUUCAGUGUCUGCUCAUUAGGGCUGUGCAGAUGUUACCCAAUGGGCACUAGGCCUAAUGCCCCUAGAUAUUCCAAUUCUGGACACCACUUUCCUGUGUUCCUAGAAGGUGCCCACUUAAUUCUGAGUCUAUCUCCAAUUUCUCUUUCUUCUUGUCAUAUAGCUGUUUCAAGUGUGACAUCUAUUCUCUGGUGGAGGGAAAUUGUCAAUCAGGAGGUUUUUUUUUUUUUUUUUGGACAGGGUCUCUCUACAUAGCACUGGCUAUGGUUACCAGCAAUCCUGAAACUAUGUAGAUAUGUAGACCAGGCUGCCUUGAACUCACAGAGAUCCACCUGCCUUUGCCUCCUGAGUGCUGGGAUUAAAGGCCUGUGCUACCAUGCCUAGCUAGUGUUGUUGGUUUUUUUUUUUUUUUUUGAUUUAAGGCAUGUGUUACCAUGUCCAGCUGUCAGUUGUGGCUUUAGUUGACAGGAGGCAACAGCUAACAGUUGACUAUUGAAUACCUGGAUUGUGUUCUUCCAACAUAAAGUGCAAAAAAAUGUCAUGGUCAGUAAACUGAGCUUGGGAUUUGGAGUCCUUGAGUCACCUGACUAUGUAUGGCUUUUGGCUUGCUAAUUAACCUUGUCAAACUUUGAAUUCCCUAUUAACAAAAUAAGGUUAAUAUCAAUGUUUACAGGAUUGUUAUGUUAGAUAAAAUACUGUAUGUGAGGUGUCUGACAGAUUCUGGAACAUUUGUGUUUAGUAAAGGCUAGUUUCAUAUUCCUGGGCGAGAACUGAGUUGUCUGGGUAUAUACAUGUAUGAUAUAUGUGUAUUAUAUACGGUAGUGUAUGCGAUGUAGGUGCCAUAGCAGAUCUUUGGGGGGCAGAUUAGCUUUGCUUUGUGGUGCAAAGAAAGUGAAAAGCAGCAAUAGUAGAGGCCCGGCUCAGCUCCCCAGUAUUUUCAAUGCUGUUUUAUUCCCGAAUUCCCUGUUCUUCCUCCCUCGCUUUACAGAUCUGCUGUUCAAGGGAAAGAUAUAUAUAUUUUUUUAAUAUGUCUGGGAAACCAGGAAAUAGAUCUUGGUCAGGAGAGUCAGAGGAGGGAGGGUUGGAAUGGUCAGUGGCUGGGUCCCAAUUCUGGUUUAGGAGGAAAGCUAUUUUAAAAGACAGAAGGCACUUGGCUACUGUGCAGCCCCAAAGUCAAGGCUCCUCUGAGAAAAAGGUCAAGGAGCCAGCUUUUGGAGAGAGGGAGCUGAGGCAGAUGCUGUAGUCCUCCUCCAAUGAGGAGGCAGGGAAAGCACCAUGGAACAUGGAGCUCCUCACCGAGGUAGUAGGAUUCAAGAGUAGAGGGUCCAGGAAGAAAGUCCAACCAGAAGCCCAGUUACCCCCAAUAGGGAGCCAGGGGACUUCUGUGCCA
Molecule: messenger RNA, 3110 nt
Organism: Mastomys coucha (southern multimammate mouse)
Lineage: Eukaryota; Metazoa; Chordata; Mammalia; Rodentia; Muridae
Gene: Mmp19
Product: matrix metallopeptidase 19
Exons: 9
Coding region: 134-1717 (527 amino acids)
Biological process (GO): proteolysis; collagen catabolic process; extracellular matrix organization
Cellular component (GO): extracellular matrix
Molecular function (GO): metalloendopeptidase activity; zinc ion binding
Source: RefSeq, a predicted model, not a curated record